AUGGAAACUUCCAAUAACAACAACACAUCGACUGACCCUUUCGCGCCUCGUCUCACACCUACACUCGCACCUCCGCCUACCUCUCAUACAGCAAGGAGCGUAUCAAUUACGAUGGAAGACUACAUUACAGAUGGUAAAGACGAUCAGGAGUUGGAUCUCAACAUGGUCCACGAUUUCGGUGGCGCGGAAGGGCUAGGUGUGGACAUGCGAGAUUUCACAAAUCACGAUCAAGAUGAAGAUCAUGAUCACAAGGACAGUAUCUUAGGUUAG
Messenger RNA from Kwoniella botswanensis, 270 nucleotides. RefSeq lists its product as uncharacterized. The transcript has a single exon. The record is from RefSeq and is a predicted model, not a curated record. The coding region runs from base 1 to 270 and encodes 89 amino acids. Lineage: Eukaryota; Fungi; Basidiomycota; Tremellomycetes; Tremellales; Cryptococcaceae.